Molecule: messenger RNA, 405 nt
Organism: Galeopterus variegatus (Sunda flying lemur)
Lineage: Eukaryota; Metazoa; Chordata; Mammalia; Dermoptera; Cynocephalidae
Gene: AP2B1
Product: adaptor-related protein complex 2, beta 1 subunit
Exons: 4
Biological process (GO): intracellular protein transport; vesicle-mediated transport
Cellular component (GO): membrane coat
Source: RefSeq, a predicted model, not a curated record
GUGGCUUAGACCUAGAGAAAGAAUCGUGACGGGUAGGGAACCAUUACACCACCACCCGGGCUGUGCUCUCUUCCUGCUGCCGCCAACCCCGCCCUUGCCUCCGGUGCACAUUAAAGAUCCCAAAUCAUGACUGACUCCAAGUACUUCACAACCAAUAAAAAAGGAGAAAUCUUUGAAUUAAAAGCCGAACUCAACAAUGAAAAGAAAGAAAAGAGGAAGGAGGCUGUGAAGAAAGUGAUUGCUGCUAUGACUGUGGGGAAGGAUGUUAGCUCUCUCUUUCCAGAUGUAGUGAACUGUAUGCAGACUGACAACCUGGAACUAAAGAAGCUCGUGUAUCUCUACUUGAUGAAUUAUGCCAAGAGUCAGCCAGACAUGGCCAUCAUGGCUGUCAACAGCUUUGUUAAG